Molecule: messenger RNA, 1065 nt
Organism: Labrus bergylta (ballan wrasse)
Lineage: Eukaryota; Metazoa; Chordata; Actinopteri; Labriformes; Labridae
Source: RefSeq, a predicted model, not a curated record
AUGCGGAAGGGCUUCACACUUAAAGGUAGCAACAACCUGGUUGUUAACUCGGCUGCCUUUCAAGACCACAUCACACGCACCGUGCUGCGUCCACAUUUCCCGCUCACUGACCCUUUGCUGAGAAGCAAAAGAAGAGAAGCAGCCAGAAAUCCACAAGCAAGAGGAACAGCUGACCGCCGUCUACAGAGACCAGAUCCUCAAGAAGAAGAAGAGAGAGAAUAUGUGCUGGAUGCCGCUCUACCUCCUUUAACAUUAGCACAGAAGUUGGGUUUGGUGGCCCGCCCUGCAGGAAGACUGACGGAGGAUGAAUGGAGGCAGGUGAAGGCGAGGUCUGUUCAACAAGGGGAGUCAGCGCAGCCCUGUGCAAUAUGCAAGGAGGACUUUCAUCUACAGCCUCAGGUGUUGCUGUCCUGUUCUCAUAUUUUCCACCGAGCUUGUCUGCACGCCUUCGAGAGGUUUUCCUGUAAGAAGUGCUGCCCCAUGUGUAGGAAGGAGCCGUAUGAGACCCGGGUGAUCCGCGAUGCAGCGCGCCUCUUCAGACACCGCUGUGCCACCAGAAUUCAAGCGUGCUGGCGAGGCUAUGUGGCUCGAAAAAGGUACCGAAAGUUGAGCAAGUCUGUCUGUCCAAAAGAUGAACGACUGAGACGCAAAUUCUUUGAAGCAAAGUUGCAGGAGUUGAAUGACAGCUUUGUCCGAUACUGUCACACCGACACGGAGGCUUUUCUGAGUGAUAUCAACCGCUCGUUGUCGUCGAGCAGGCGAGUGUUUCAGCAGCUGGAGAGGAGGAACGUCUCGGAACCCGGGGAGAACGACUGGGACCGGAUACAGAGCCAGGUCGUCCAGAGAGAAGUCAGGGACUGCCCGAUCUGCCUGACGCCACUGGGCAACCCGAGCCUCCCAGCCCAAAGGAGUACCUCCAACCCUGGCCGAAACAGACCCACCGUGCUCUUGUCCUGUUCCCACAUCUUCCACCAACCCUGUCUGGAGGCUUUCGAGGCUUUUACUGUCGACAGCAGACCCUCCUGCCCCCUGUGCAGAUCCGCCUACCACAAAAAACUCAUCUGA